Molecule: messenger RNA, 1869 nt
Organism: Diorhabda sublineata
Lineage: Eukaryota; Metazoa; Arthropoda; Insecta; Coleoptera; Chrysomelidae
Exons: 2
Coding region: 133-1860 (575 amino acids)
Source: RefSeq, a predicted model, not a curated record
GAAUAUUCUGAGUCAUAACCUGUUCUUUGGCUUCUUCUUUUUAGCUUUUUUUUUUUUAAUUUGCAAUGGUUCUUUGACUUCAACAAACGGUUCGAACUUGAGAUUCGCUUCAAAUGCAAUUGUUAUCAUUCAAUGGGUAAUUUAGUUCAUUUGUUGUUAUUAUUAUUGUUAGUUUAUGGCGAAUUUACCAUGAGUAUUACAGAGAAAUCUGAAGAUAAUCAGCAGAUGGCGCUUGAUAUAGACCAAAAUGACACUAAUAUACCAGAUGUCGAUAAUGCAACUAACCUCAAUGGUACUGUAGCUCCAUCUGGUAACAUUCGAUUGAAUAAAACAUUUAUUGUGAGUACCAAUACGUCGAACAAACCGGACAGGAUUCACAUAGUUCUAAUAUCUGAGAAUAAUGAGCCAAUCGAUGAAUUCAUCGCAAAUUCUUUUUUGAAUUUGAAGUUGGGCAAUGAUAUACCUCAUGGUAAUUUAUAUAAAUCUUAUCGUCCAUGGUACGCUGGUUUGGGAACGACUCGUCCUCCGAGGAUUAAACCAGGAAAACCUUGGCCAGCUAGACCAGAAGAUUACGCCAAUUUUAGUGUUGCAACUAAUGGAAAUGUGAAGGUUGAAGAUAGAUACGAAGAAAGUUCAACAGAGUCUGUAGAAACUGCGCAAACUUCAAGUGAUGAUCCGAAUUCAAUAAUACCAACACCAAAAUCUGAUAGGCCUUCUUUUGCUGGUUUGGGAACGACUCGUCCUCCAAGGAUAAAACCAGGAAAACCUUGGCCAGCUAGACCAGAAGAUUAUGCCAAUUUUAGUGUAACAACUAAUGGAAAUGUGAAGGUUGAAGAUAGAUACGAAGAAAGUUCAACAGAGUCUGUAGAAACUGCGCAAACUUCAAGUGAUAAUCUGGAUUCAAUAAUACCAACACCAAAAUCUGAUAGGCCUUCUUUUGCUGGUUUGGGAACGACUCGUCCUCCAAGGAUAAAACCAGGAAAACCUUGGCCAGCUAGACCAGAAGAUUACGCCAAUUUUAGUGUUACAACUAAUGGAAAUGUGAAGGUUGAAGAUAGAUACGAAGAAAGUUCAACAGAGGCUGUAGAAACUGCGCAAACUUCAAGUGAUGAUCCGAAUUCAAUAAUACCAACACCAAAAUCUGAUAGGCCUUCUUUUGCUGGUUUGGGAACGACUCGUCCUCCAAGGAUAAAACCAGGAAAACCUUGGCCAGCUAGACCAGAAGAUUACGCCAAUUUUAGUGUUACAACUAAUGGAAAUGUGAAGGUUGAAGAUAGAUACGAAGAAAGUUCAACAGAGGCUGUAGAAACUGCGCAAACUUCAAGUGAUGAUCCGAAUUCAAUAAUACCAACACCAAAAUCUGAUAGGCCUUCUUUUGCUGGUUUGGGAACGACUCGUCCUCCGAGGAUUAAACCAGGAAAACCUUGGCCAGCUAGACCAGAAGAUUACGCCAAUUUUAGUGUUGCAACUAAUGGAAAUGUGAAGGUUGAAGAUAUAUACGAAGAAAGUUUAACAGAGUCUGUAGAAACUGCGCAAACUUCAAGUGAUAAUCCGAAUUCAAUAAUACCAACACCAAAAUCUGAUAGGCCUUCUUUUGCUGGUUUGGGAACGACUCGUCCUCCGAGGAUUAAACCAGGAAAACCUUGGCCAGCUAGACCAGAAGAUUAUGCCAAUUUUAGUGUAACAACUAAUGGAAAUGUGAAGGUUGAAGAUAGAUACGAAGAAAGUUAUUCAGGGGCUGUAGAAUCUAUUAAAAAAGAAUAUUUUGAAGAUAAAACUGAUGAAACUACCACAAAGAUUCUACGAAAUUCAAAUUUCAAUGCAGUGAUUCAUAAGGAAUUUAAAAAUGAUAAUAAAUAAUCUAAACUC